GUCCUGUUGAAAGAGGUGCAUGACAAGGCUCGUUGCGAUAAUUUUGAGUUGCUAACAUAGUUACAGGCAGUAAAGCGAUUUUUGAAGGAGUUGAUUGACGAUGAAAAAGAUGAAGUGCGGUCCUUCACAACACUUCUUUCGGUGCGUGUGGCCCUGUGAGCCGGGUAUGGACUGGCUGCCCCAAAAGUUUGGGGGAGUAGUGGCAUGCACACUGGGCCUUCGCUAACGGGCUUUUCAUUACAGCUUUUUGAUGAUGCCCAGCAAGAAUUCUCUGCUGAAGGGUAUCCCACCCUCUGCCUUGUUAUACCUGCACUCGAGCGACUCCAUCGCAAUCUCAGCAAAAGCCUCAAUGCCCUGGAAUAUGCUCCGUUUCCUGAGGCCAUCCAGGUCAGCCUAGCUGCUAUUGAACGCCAUUACUUUCGCGUCGAAAACUCGGAUGCCUAUAUCAUUUGUUCAGGUCAGUGAAGUGCUCUGUAUUCAUUCGUCAUAUAUCCUUAUGCCAUUUCUUAUCAGUUCUUGAUCCAUCUCAGAAGAUGUCUUAGUUCGACAAUGAAUGGGAUGAGGAUGCGCGCAGCAAAGAUUGGAAUCUUGUUCGGAACAAGGCAUGUGUC
This is a messenger RNA of Guyanagaster necrorhizus, 611 nucleotides long. RefSeq lists its product as uncharacterized. Bases 205 to 465 code for a protein of 86 amino acids. The transcript is spliced from 2 exons. The record is from RefSeq and is a predicted model, not a curated record. NCBI's taxonomy places the organism in Eukaryota, Fungi, Basidiomycota, Agaricomycetes, Agaricales, Physalacriaceae.